Emys orbicularis (European pond turtle) is the source of this 713-nucleotide messenger RNA. RefSeq names its product methyltransferase-like 26 B. The transcript has 6 exons. The coding region runs from base 90 to 713 and encodes 207 amino acids. The record is from RefSeq and is a predicted model, not a curated record. NCBI's taxonomy places the organism in Eukaryota, Metazoa, Chordata, Testudines, Emydidae.
UGAGGAGAGCCAGCCCUGUCAGGCAGGAGCAGAAAUCCAGGCAGCACCAUUCUAGUGGCAGCCUCAAGACCUGUGGUCAGUGGCAGAAGAUGCUGGUGUCUCCCAUGGCAGAGAGGAAUAAGGAGCUGAUCCUGGAGGUACUGGCUGACUACAUGGAUAAUACAAGCCAAGCCUUUGGGCUGGAGCUGGCCUCUGGGACUGGGCAACAUGUGGUGCAUUUUGCCCAAGCCCUGCCUAAUGUCACCUGGCAGCCUUCAGAAAUCAGCCCGUCUGCCCAUGAGAGCAUCUCUGCCUACAUCAGAGCCACCAAGGUGCAGAACGUGAAGAAGCCACUGGCCAUUGACGUUUCUCAGCCCUGGGACCAGUGGGCAGGCUUGAGCCAGGGCCGCUGCAAUGUCAUCGUCAUCAUCAACCUGCUGCACUUCCUUGCCCAAGGCCUGGAGGGACUAUUCCAGGGUGUGGGCCAGCUGCUGAACCCCGGGGGAGUUUGCCUGAUCUAUGGGCCCUUUGCCAUCAAUGGGAUCAUCAGCCCUGAGUGCAACGUGGAGCUGGAGGAGAAGCUCCAGGAGAGGAAUCCAGCCUGGGGGCUGCGGGAUGUGGAGGAGCUGCGGCAGCUGGCCACCCUCAACGCACUGCGCCUCGAGCGCAUGCUGGAAAUGCCAGAAUACACCAAAUGCCUGAUUUUUCGGAGGAGGGAGCUGGAGAUGGCGUAG